GUCACCCGUCAUUCUGAGCUUUGUCUCGUCUGGGGAGAGACUCCAGUCUCUGGCGGAAGAGCCAUCUUACCCCCACGCCUUGCGCCCGGCGGGAGGAGAGGGAGAAAACAAUGGAGCCUAAGCCAAAGCGGAUCAAGAUCGAUGUGGCAUGUGAAGCAUGUCGGAGGAGGAAAGUCAAGUGUGAUGGAGCACGCCCAGCGUGCGGCAACUGCUGGAAGAGGACCGAUCUGAGAAACGGCUGCACAUACACCUCCGAGGCCGAGAAGUCGUUCUCGGGUGGUAAUAAACCUGCAGAUGCAAGUCCAGGCAAUCCCGAAAGGGCAAUGCCCAAGAUCGUCCACACGCCCGAGACCAAUUUCGCGCAGCCUCUGAUGCCUCCUAUCUCUCGCCCGGCUCUAAGUGCGACGCCCAAGUCGACCACGUCCUCGGGGCCAGACCUUACAAGACGAGGUCGAGUUGAGCGGCACCCAAUCACACCAUCCGAUGCCAGCCCGUCGGUUGUUGACUCCAUGACCACGGUUCGUGAGGAUGGUAUGGUGACGGGCGAGUACUUUGGCAGUAGUAGCGCUGGGUCUUUCACGAACCAGAUCAAAGCUGCUAUUGACGCGAGGCUGGGCUCUUCGACGGAGAAUAGGAGUGUGAGAAGCUCGCUCUUCCGCUCGACACUUCCUCUCAAUGGCUCUGGUGUAGGAGGGCAAGCUGACUAUGUCCUACCAGCCCGAAAGCAAGCUGAUCACUUGACGGACCUCUAUUGGUACUACGUUGAUCCGUUGUAUCCUUUCCUAGACCGACAGAGAUUCGAGCACUCAUAUCGAGCGCUAUUUGCCGGUACCUCGCUCGAUGCCGAUGAACGCAUCUUUGUGAGCAUCCUCAACAUCGUAUUCGCACUCUCCACGCAGUUGAUCGAGUCACUGCCUCCGGAUCAGAGGGAUUCAUCCAGCCAGGGGUACUUCACUCGCGCGCAGGACUUGCUCCAGCUGAGCCUUUGGGAUACUGGCUCCAUCGAGCUGAUUCAGUGUCUGCUGAUUAUGAGCCAGUACCUGCAAAGUACAAAUAAUCCUCACCAGACAUGGAUGAUUGUCGGGUCCGCCGUGAGAAUCGCGCAGGGCCUUGGGCUACACUUGCCAGAGACGGCAUCGGAACUCUCGGAUGAGCCCGAAAGGGAUCUCGUGAAGAGGAUAUGGCAUGGAUGUAUCCUGAUGGACAGAAUGAUCGCCAUCACUCAUGGACGUCCAGCGAUGAUCUCAGAUCAGCUGGCGUCAAGUGUAAUAUUGCCUUCGAUCCCGGAUACCAACGUCACCAGCGUCGACGGAGUACAGCUAGGCGCCAUUCAACUUCACAAGCUUCGGUAUCAAGCAUUUUUCCACAAGUCGCUCGAGCUCUAUGAGGUUAUCAACCACGCAGUUCUCGCCUUCUACUCGUCAGCCUCACCCCUAAAGUCGCCUACUUACCCGAACGGCACAGGAAGCACGACUCAGCGCACCCUCGAAAGACCAGAGCUAGAUCUUGGGAAAGCUCUACAGCUUGAUCAGCGACUGACGAAAUGGGAGAAGGGCCUACCCAGCUUCCUGACUAUGGCCGUGCCUGAGACUACUCUCGAUGAGGUCUUUCGCAGACAGGCGGUAAUCCUGCGUAUCAGGCUACUUCAUGCACGCAUGCUACUUCUCAGACCCAUGCUCACUCGAUUCUGCCUUUCUCAGUGCCCAGAAACCUCCCAGGCUCACGAAGAUCUCCCAUCCCGGGUGGUCCAGCAAUGCGCAAUGGUCUGCGUCGAAGCCGCGCAAAGUCUCAUCUCAUUCAUCGUACAGUUUCAGCAACAUGACGGCACCCUCGGUCUUCUUCCAGCCUGGUGGUAUCGCGUGUUCUAUAUCUACACAGCUGCCACGGUCCUCAUCGCAGCAAGACUCCGACCCGCGGUCUUUUCUUCGCUCGACAUCUCCCGAUCAUGGAACCAGGCAAUGGGUCUGCUCCACGACCACGAGAACCUAGGGCCUUCUCCGCGGAGGUGUGCCGCGGCACUCCAGAUCCUCUCGACGAAGAUGUUCCAGGAUCAGCAACCACAGCCGGCUGCUCUCCCAAACUCGGAAACCAAUGCUGCAGUGCCAAACAUCACCAAUGAGCAACAGGAAACCUUCGAUAUGCCCUUUUCCUACUUGACUCAGGAUGCAGCAUUUGAUAUGGACGCAAUCACAUUUGACAUUAACGACUUUUCUUGGCUUAACAGCAUGCCCGGAAGUCUAUGAAUGUUCUCCUUUGUCAAUGUCAUCAUCCUGUAUAUUUUACUCCAAAAUACCCGGCCAUUGCGCCUCUCAUGCUCUUGUUCAAAUAUCCUGACAAAUCAUUUCAUUCGUGAAUAUUUUCUACUCAAACACCAUCUUGUUCUUCACACUUCCCAGCUUACUUAUCCU
This is a messenger RNA of Colletotrichum phormii, 2408 nucleotides long. Its product is annotated as fungal-specific transcription factor domain-containing protein. The transcript is spliced from 4 exons. Lineage: Eukaryota; Fungi; Ascomycota; Sordariomycetes; Glomerellales; Glomerellaceae. Gene Ontology annotation, biological process: positive regulation of transcription from RNA polymerase II promoter by galactose; DNA-templated transcription. Gene Ontology annotation, cellular component: nucleus. Bases 111 to 2243 code for a protein of 710 amino acids. The record is from RefSeq and is a predicted model, not a curated record. Gene Ontology annotation, molecular function: zinc ion binding; RNA polymerase II cis-regulatory region sequence-specific DNA binding; DNA-binding transcription factor activity, RNA polymerase II-specific.